This is a messenger RNA of [Candida] anglica, 1806 nucleotides long. The record is from the annotation of a GenBank genome assembly. NCBI's taxonomy places the organism in Eukaryota, Fungi, Ascomycota, Pichiomycetes, Serinales, Debaryomycetaceae.
UAUCAUACAUUUACAUAUAUUCAUCAAUACACAACAACAAAGAUGACUCCACCUACAGCUGUUGAAUCCUCCAUUAACUUUGGUCAAAAUUCUAAGAUCAAGACUACACAAGAUCCUCUUGUAAAGCAACUUUCCCUCGGCGAAGAAACUUUGAUUCGUCAUAAUGUUCCACCUUCAACUCUUUACGAAGAUGGUCUUCUUGAAAAGGGAACUACCAUCUCUUCCACUGGUGCUCUUUUAGCAUACUCUGGUAAGAAGACUGGUAGAUCUCCAAAGGAUAAAAGAAUUGUUGACGAAGAAACCUCCUCCCAAAACAUUUGGUGGGGACCUGUCAACAAGCAAGUUGACGAACUUACCUGGAAGAUUUCCAGAUCCAGAGCUCUCGACUACUUGAGAACUAGAGAAAAGUUGUUUGUUGUCGAUGCCUACGCCGGUUGGGAUCCAAGAUACAGAAUCAAGGUUAGAAUUAUUUGUGCUAGAGCUUACCAUGCCCUUUUCAUGACUAAUAUGUUGAUUAGACCAACCGAAGAAGAAUUGGCCAACUUUGGUGAACCAGAUUUCACCAUCUACAACGCUGGUCAAUUCCCAGCUAACGUCCACACUAAGGGUAUGACUUCUUCUACCUCUGUUGAAAUUAACUUCAAGGAUAUGGAAAUGGUUAUCCUUGGUACUGAAUACGCCGGUGAAAUGAAGAAGGGUAUUUUCACUGUCAUGUUCUACUUGAUGCCAAUCAAGCACCAAGUUUUGACUUUACAUUCUUCUUGUAACCAAGGUACCGAAAAGGGUGAUGUUACCUUGUUCUUCGGUCUUUCCGGUACUGGUAAGACCACCUUAUCUGCUGACCCAAGCAGAAAGUUGAUUGGUGAUGAUGAACAUUGUUGGUCUGACAACGGUGUCUUCAACAUUGAAGGUGGUUGUUACGCCAAGUGUUUGGACUUGUCAGCUGAAAAGGAACCAGAAAUUUUCAACUCUAUUAAGUUUGGUGCUAUCUUGGAAAAUGUUGUUUACGACAGAGAUACUAAGAUUGUUGACUACAAUGACUCUACCAUUACUGAAAACACUAGAUGUGCAUACCCAAUUGAUUUCAUUCCAUCUGCCAAGAUUCCAUGUUUGGCUGACACUCACCCAACCAAUAUUAUCUUGUUGACUUGUGAUGCCUCUGGUGUUUUACCACCAGUCUCUAAGUUGACUAAUGCUCAAGUUAUGUACCAUUUCAUUUCUGGUUACACCUCUAAGAUGGCUGGUACUGAAGAAGGUGUUACUGAACCACAAGCUGUCUUCUCUGCUUGUUUCGGUCAACCUUUCUUGGUUUUGCACCCAAUGAAGUAUGCUCAACAAUUAUCUGACAAGAUUUCUCAACACAAUGCCAACGCUUGGUUGUUGAACACCGGCUGGGUCGGUGCUUCUGCUGCUAGAGGUGGUAAGAGAUGUUCUUUGAAAUACACCAGAGCUAUCUUGGAUGCUAUUCACAGCGGUGAAUUGAGUAAGGUUGAAUACGAAAACUUCCCAACUUUCAACUUGAACGUUCCAAAGUCUUGUCCAAAUGUUCCAGCUGAAAUCUUGAACCCAACCAAGGCUUGGUCCGAAGGUGUGGAUUCAUUCAAUGCUGAAGUCAAGGCUUUGGCUGGUAAGUUUGGUGAGAACUUCAAGAAGUAUUCCGAUCAAGCCACUGCUGAAGUACAAGCUGCUGGUCCAGAAGCUUAAAACCCGGAGAAUUAGAUAGCAUACGAUAUAACAUUACAAUAACAUAAUAUUUAAGUGAAGUUUUUACUGUAGUUAGUGUUGUUUGAAAAAUUUCUUGCCCUG